Eupeodes corollae is the source of this 2822-nucleotide messenger RNA. RefSeq names its product mitosis initiation protein fs(1)Ya (gene fs(1)Ya). The transcript has 6 exons. NCBI's taxonomy places the organism in Eukaryota, Metazoa, Arthropoda, Insecta, Diptera, Syrphidae. The coding region runs from base 518 to 2497 and encodes 659 amino acids. The record is from RefSeq and is a predicted model, not a curated record.
UUGAUUAUAAUCAAGAACCACCUAAAACACGAGGGAAAAUAUUAGAAUAAUUAUUCAAAAAGGUAGUUAGGUACAUAAUUUAACCAUUUCAACUAUUUGGAUCCGUUUUUGAAAAAAAAAAUCAAAUAAGAAUUAAAAAUCAAUCUAUUUUGUAACAAUUUGAAUUAAACAAACUUUCAUGUGAUUUAUGAAUAAUCAAUAUAGAUAGCAAAAUAUAUUUGAUUACAAAUUUAAAGUACAUUGGGUCCCAAUAAGUUCAAUAGGCAACCGAUUUUAAAAAUAUUACACAUUUAAAGAAUUAAAAGUCAUUUGUCCAGUUUCUGUGGAUCUGCGAUUUUACUUAACAAUACUGCUUAACUAAACGGUAAACUCAAAACUUGGCUUCGGUUUAAAUACACAGAAACAAGACUAUUAGUACCAAAAUCGCCAUAUACUUAGAUGACAAUAAUUUUACUGCAAUAGUUUAGUUUUUUUUUAUGUUUAUAUUUAAGAAUUUAAAAUAAUAAUAAGUGUUAAAAUGAUAAUACCCGAUGAAGUUAUUUGUAAAACAUGUGAUAAGGUCUUUUGUUGCUCUGAAUGUCGAGAGAAGCAUGAACUUAAAAAUCAUGCUAUUGUAGUUCAGUGUGUUAAACCUGUUCUACAUUCGUUUUGUCCAAUUUGUGAGAAAAAGCCUCUUGUCCUUCAUGAACUUAUGCACAUAGAAUUACUGAACCACAUCGCCGAGACACAUUUACCACUAAAUUGUCGAAAAUGUUCGAGACUCUAUACUAAAAUUGAAGACUUAAUAAAAUUUUCCAAAUGCGUUCAAAGCAAUGUCUCCUGUAAUUUGGAAGCUGCGAUAGUCACUGCAUCUCAAAUCUCAGAAGAGCUAACGCAACAGCCCCUUACAAGUUUUGCUUCAAGUGUGUCAACUCAAACUUCUCCAUUUCGGGUUCCAGAUAUCAAUGAUAGUCAUUUGACCCCCAUUUCAAUGAUAAAUUUACGUUGGAAAGCCAAAAGUAAAAUAACUGAAGAAUUUAUAAGCGAUAGCGUAUCGUCUAUUAAAAACAUUUCGUCCAUAAAUAAUUCUUCGUUGCGAAAAAGCAUUGGCCUCGGUGGGCCUUUGACAAAAGGGAAACUUGUUAGGUCAACUUCGACUCCGUUGCAAGCAGAACUCGUAGCUAAGCCAAAGGACCAGGUAUUCAAUGUUUCUGGAGUUCAUAUGUCCAGCAUUCAUAAUUCAGUUAGUGAAUCAGAAACAAGCCCACCGUUGGCACCGCCAAUGAGACCUGUUGAGCCAAUAAGCCGAUACCAAAAACAACGUGGACGUGGUAAGAUAUCGGCAGUUGUUACUCCAUUGCGUCAUGUUAUGUCGAAAAGCAUCCAAAAGGCAAUUGCUGAACAUGGAAUAGCUGGUGAAAAUCGUGGUUUUGGUUUCAACCGAAAGAAAAUUUUCGAAUCUAUCGAUAGCAGUGGGGAGAUUUUAGAGAAAUCCGAAGAGAAUAUUCCAUUGGAUCUACGUCUUUCGCCAGCCGUUCGUCGUACACAAAGCGAAAUAAUAGAUCGCCAAAGUCAUAUAGAAUUUCUUCAUUCAAUUAAUAAAGUGCCUCCUGCAAUGCAAAUACUCCUAUCAUCAACAAAAAAGACCGAAAGAACUGAAUCUAUAGUAAUAACCUCUUCAAGCUCCGUCGAUUCUUUAAAGGAAGAUUCUAAAAGAAAUAACAAUCAAUCAGGAAAUUCUGUUUAUCAAACUUGUCGGAGUGUUGAGAUAAUUACUUCGACAUCAACAGAACUUAGUCAAGUCAAUAUAAAACAGAAUGAAGUUAUCUAUAGCGAAAAUGUUCUGCCACCUAUAACACCGCGAAUCCCAACAUCAGGCGUUUUGACAAAUAAAAAAAUAAUACAAUUUGAAACUCCUUUGGUAGCCGAGAAAAAAAUUAAGUCAGAAAAACAAUCACCUGAUGAAAUGUUUUUCACACCAUCAUCCACUCCAAUUCGGACUUCGAAAAUAAAGAAACAGUUUCAAUACGAAAACAAUAAUUCCCGAUUUGGUAACCAGUCAAGGAAGUUCUACAGUAUGGAAGCACAAGAAAAUGAUAAAAUCGAAUCAUCUUCGGAUUACACAGAUAUUGGGUUUGAUGAUGAAGUUUUCGUCGAAGAGAAAAAACCUGAACCUAGCCGAAGUAGAUUGUGGGAUCUAGUAGCUUCUUAUAUUCGUAUGCCUUCAAAGAAUGUAGACACAGUCCAUGAGAAUACUAAGUCAAAAGAUGAUACAGAAUUUUACGAUAAUUCAACAUCCAUGAUUAGGCGAUGUGCAUCCUUUGCAGGUUCUUUGGUGAGACAAAAGGCAAUUCACGAGGAUGACCCUACAAAGGCAGUUAAACGCAAGCGUACUUACACCAACGAUUUUAAUUUUUCCAAAGGCAACAACACAGAUAUCGACUUUAUAAGUUCUGAUCCUAAAAGAUUUCGUAUUCAUGGACGGAAGCCCAUCCAAAGAAUGCGUUGUAAUUAUUAAGCUUAAAAAUUAUUUAAAAUACAAUUUUAAUUUAUAUGAAUCUUGUAAUGUUGUUUUAUGAUGUUUGUCAAUAAAUAUUUAUACUCCAAAAAGGAAAUGUUUAUUGGAAUUUGCUAACGGUAAUCCGAAAUUCUUCUUUUUAUCAGUACAUCAAAGUUUUAAAUAAAAAAAACAGUAGAUCAAACUUAGACCCAUUGUUUUUGUUCUUUUUAACGUUGCAGUACACGUGCAAAUGUUUAUGGUGCAAUUUUUUUAAAACCGAGUGUUUUUAAAGUUUUCUUUAGUUCUUUUUUCAACUGAACAUCAGUUUUUUCUAUGUUUGGUU